This is a messenger RNA of Hippocampus comes (tiger tail seahorse), 3226 nucleotides long. Its product is annotated as neural cell adhesion molecule L1-like protein. The record is from RefSeq and is a predicted model, not a curated record. The transcript is spliced from 20 exons. Gene Ontology annotation, biological process: axon guidance; cell-cell adhesion; brain development. The coding region runs from base 372 to 2828 and encodes 818 amino acids. Gene Ontology annotation, cellular component: axon; plasma membrane. NCBI's taxonomy places the organism in Eukaryota, Metazoa, Chordata, Actinopteri, Syngnathiformes, Syngnathidae. Gene Ontology annotation, molecular function: cell-cell adhesion mediator activity.
GCAGGCUUUGUCCCAGUCAUUGUCACAGGCUUAGAGAGCCUCUUAUGCCAAGCGGAGGCUUUGGCGACAUAUGUCACUUGAGCGACUCUCCUGUCACCCCUUUCGGGCGCUUGAGUGGAGGGGCGUGUUCAAGGGGGCAGGCCUGAGCUGGAGCAGGACCGACAUGUCAGAGGUGUUCGUUCAACGAGACGAGUUGGAACGCUCCCCCUCAUGGUGCUGUCUCUGGAAUUCGAGCUUUUCCCUGUGAACUUGAGGAUGUAGAAUGACACACGAAUUAGUCUGCUGUGCCUUAGAAAGUCCAAGGAUUGCCAAUUGAUCUUCCUCGACACCUAUUCCGCAAAACCUCUGUGUCCACUGACCAGCGGAGGGUGAUGAGGCUGGCAGGGAGCCUCCAGCUUGUCCUGCUGCUGACUCUGAGCACCGAGGCCACAAGCCUCAAUAUCCCUCCUGAAGUGGAGCAGCUUCCUACUUUUGUAUAUCACACGACAGGGCCCAUAAUUGCCCUUCCUUUUGACAACACCGUGACUAUCAGGUGUGAAGCAAGGGGAAACCCUCCCCCACAAUACAGAUGGACGAAAGAUGACCUCGACUUUAUCCCUCCCCAUCCUGCAACAAUCAGAAGUGACCAACUUGCCACAGAUGGUACAUUUGUGCUUCAAAACAAAAGCCUCGCUCGAUUUCAGGGUAAAUAUCGAUGCUACGCUUCCAACAAGCUGGGAACCGCCAUGACGGAGACAAUUGAACUGAUAGUACCUAGUAUGCCAAAAUUUCCAAAGGAGAAUAUUGAACCAAUUGUUGUUGAUGAGGGAGAACCUUUUGUCCUGCUAUGUAACCCCCCGGAAGGCGUUCCCCCAAGAAAGAUCCACUGGAUGUCCAUUGGUCUGCAGCACAUUGAGCAGGAUGAGAGGGUUUCCGUGGGCACUGAUGGCAGCCUGUACUUCUCUCAUGCCUUACAGAAAGACAGUCGUCAGGACUACUGCUGCUUUGCUGACUUUCUCCGCAUACGCACUAUCGUCCAGAAGCCUGCAUUGGCAGUUGAGGUCAAGCCAUGGACACCAGAGUAUGAAUUUGCUGACGGCGGCGAUCUCGGUCCUCCCGUGAGAACACCCAGUCUUCUGCUGCCCUCUGGUGUCCAGACAGAGAAAGUGCUGUUGAAAGGAGCCGAACUUCAGCUUGAGUGUGUACCAGGGGGAAAUCCCACUCCGAAGAUAGAAUGGAUGAAGAUGGGAGACGAGCUUCCCGCUCGAGCUAAACUUGACAACUUUGGAAAACUGUUGACCAUCGCUGCAAUAGAGGAAAGUGAUGAGGGCAAAUACAUGUGCUUAGCCAAGAACUCAGCUGGACAGGCUGUCCACUACUUUGAUGUAAUAGUAGAAGAGCCUCCAAAGUGGCUGACAGAGCCGCCUCACAGCCAGCUGACUGUGAUCGGCUCUGAUGUGCACAUCAAGUGCUCGGUCAGCGGGAAACCACAACCAGACAUACUGUGGAGAAAAAAUGGAAACAUUUUUGAAGACAACCCCUUGAAUAACAAACGAGUGCUUGAUGACACACUGGUGCUCCACAAUGCCACGCCAGAUGACAGUGGCGUAUACCAGUGUGAAGCAGCCAACAGACAUGGCGUUGUUCUGGGCAACAUUAACAUCAUGGUCAUGAAUAUGGCUCCUCUGAUCCUGACUGAGGACCACCACGAGUACGCAGUCAUACGUGGCGAGGACAUGGCCAUGAACUGCAGUGCUUUUGGCUCGCCACCUCCCACAAUCUCUUGGGCCAAAGAUGAGACUCCAGAAACCAUUGAGGGAGAAAGAUUUGUUACCCUUCAGAACGGGUCGUUACAAAUCUCCAGUGCGGAAAAGAAAGACAGCGGCGAAUACGUCUGUGUUGCCGAUAACAGCGAGGGCAAGUCGUCUAUCAUGGCUGUGCUGGCAGUGAAAGACCCCACACACAUUGCUUUUGGACCUCAGGACAUGCAGGUCAUCAGCGGAACCACAGCCCAGUUGAUGUGUCAGGCCGAGUAUGACAAAAGUCUUGCCGACUCCUUUCAGGUGGUUUGGAUAAAGGAUGGGGAGGAAAUGACAUUUCCCACAGAGGAACAUUCCAGGUAUUUUGUGGGUGAUGGCAUGCUGCAGAUCAUGAACGUGAACCUAAAUGAUGAGGGAGUAUACACAUGCCUGGCCAGAACGCGUCUGGAUGGGGUCAAUCGUACUGCGCUUCUGACAGUACUUGAUGUUCCAGAUGCCCCGCAAAACGUCGAGAUAACUGAACUCAAGGAUCAAAGACAUAUCCUUUUGGCUUGGGUGCCUGGCAGUGACCACAACAGUUCCGUAAUCGAAUUCAUUGUGGAAUAUGAGGAGAGCCAAUGGGAACCGGGCAAGUGGAAAGAGCUCCACAAAGUCCCCGGUAACCAGGCAACAGCCGAGCUGGCACUCCACGGACAUCUUAACUACCAGUUCAGAGUGUACGCAGUGAAUGCUGUUGGACCUGGGCCCCCCAGUGAGCCCACUGAGCGCUACAAAACCCCCCCAGCUGCUCCUGAUAGGAACCCAGAAAACAUUAAAAUAGAAGGCCGCCUACCUCAUCAAAUGGGCAUCAGCUGGGAGCCACUGUUGCCUGUUGAACACAAUGGCCCAGGCCUGGAGUACAAAGUCAGCUACAGGAAACUCGCUGUGGACGAUACCUGGACAGAACACCUGAUCAAAAGACACUCCUUUGUUGUGAGAAACACGUCAACAUUCAUCCCGUAUGAAAUAAAAAUUCAGAGCAGGAACAGCCACGGCUGGGGACCGGAGCCUAAAAUCGCUACGGGUUAUUCUGGAGAAGAUGGUGAGUGAAUAUUGCACCAGUCGCUACAAAUAUUGCAGAGCAUUUAUUUAUUGUAGAAAUGCUGCUGGGAGACAGGCUUUCACGCUCAUACUCUGCUGCAUCAUACAACAUUUCCCUAGGAGAUAAAACACAGCAUGAUUGGGGUUUUUUUGUUUUCGUUUUUUUUUUAAAGGCGUGCAUUACAUAGCUGUAACCGGGAGAGGAGCUGCCGAUUUAAUUCAACAAGCCUGAACAACAGGAAAUGAAGUGUUGGACACACAUACUCAUUUUUGACCCCUUAAACCAGAGGUUUCUAAACUACGGCCCUGGGGCCAUUUGCGGCCUGCAAUCCAUUUUCAGCGGCCCGUGGCAUGAUCAAAAAACAAAAAACUAAAAAUGACAUUUGACAUGAGCUGAAAGGUUAGUU